AUGUAUGGUCUUUCGUGGAAGUGGGCAAUCGCACAGUUCCAACGAGCACAGGGCCAUGUCCUGCGGUGGAUCACAGGUUGUUUCAAAUCCGCACCUAUUGGCGCUAUGGAAACACUUGCGGGCCUAUUUCCUAUACGUGUCAACAUUGAUCGCUACAUGGAAAAGUCAAGCUUACGAGUGCGGACGCUCCACGAAAGCCAUGCUAACCGGCGGAAGAGCAAGUUCUCUCGCCCCACUCCUGCGACCUAUAUCGACAGGAUAGGGCGGCUUUCAUCGGAGGAAUUUCCCCCCCUUCAUCCUAUGGCCGAACCGGGUAAGCGGUUAGUGGACCGUUUUGCUGACCGGCUCGCCGAACACUUCCUAACGCCGAAUUCACAUCCACCAAAGGCGUCCACUGAGUUCAAACGAUGGUCCCAAGAGACGUGGUCGCCCCUCUUCCAUAAGGGGCGUCCCCGGGGUAUGCAUGCCGCUUUGGAGUGCAUCCCGGAUGACUGUACACACCUCGUCCUGUGUGCGGACAAUGCAGGAGCGCUGUCUAAGAUUCCUAACUGUGAGAUGGGUCCAAACCAGCUGGUAUCUAUUUUGGCCGCCGCGUCAGUCAUCCGGUUCCUCGAGAAGAGCGAUCGACGCCACGUUAUCUUGCUGUGGGCGCUAUCUCAUAAGGACGUAGCACCCAACGAGUUCGUCGACGACCUGGCGAAGGCUGCUCUUGAGGAGGAGCAGCCGGAUUUCGUGUCCCAGGCGCGCGGGGUGGUUGACACCUUAGUGCGAGCAAAGCGGAAGUGGGCGAAGCUCUAUUCCGAAGUCCCAUAG
Messenger RNA from Fibroporia radiculosa, 813 nucleotides. RefSeq lists its product as uncharacterized. Bases 1 to 813 code for a protein of 270 amino acids. Lineage: Eukaryota; Fungi; Basidiomycota; Agaricomycetes; Polyporales; Fibroporiaceae. The record is from RefSeq and is a predicted model, not a curated record. The transcript is spliced from 3 exons.